AUGGCGAUCGAUCUCUAUGAAAUUCUCGAGGUGGAAUCCUCGGCGUCUACGAGUGAAAUCAAAAAGGCAUACAGAAAGCUCGCGCUUCGCUACCAUCCGGACAAGGUUUCCGAAGACGAGCGAGAAGAGGCAGAGCUCAAGUUCAAAGAAAUCAGCCACGCAUACGAGAUCUUGAUCGAUGACGACAAGCGGCUGGACUACGACUUGUACGGAACCACCGAUGGCGCCGCGACAGGAAUGGGCGGGUUCGACAGUAACCCGUUCAACGGCUAUGGGUCCCAGGAAUACGGAGGCGACGACUUUUACAAUUUUUUCAGCCACAUGAACGACAAUGGACCUCGGCAGCAAAGACCAGCGCCAGGCCGUACAGAUGAUGCUCACAUGGACGUGGAUGUGACGCUUGAAGACUUGUAUGUGGGCAAGGUGGUGAAAAUCACCUCUACUCGAAACAUCUUGUGCUCUACGUGCCAAGGCACAGGCGCCCGGAAAAAGGCGGCAGCCAAAGUAUGUGGUGCCUGCGAAGGUCAGGGAUACACGACAAAAAUCAAGCGGGUCGGUCCGGGUCUAGCCUCGCAGUUCCAUGUGGACUGUGAAACAUGCAAGGGCACAGGAAAGGUGUUGCGGACAAAAGACAGGUGCAAGCUGUGCCAGGGCGAAAAGUUGCAAGAGGAAACGAAAAUCUUGGAGUUUGAGAUUGCUCCGGGCUCGCGAUCGGGCGACUCCAUUGUCUUGAAGGGUGAAGCGGACCAAAGCCCAGGAAAGCAGACAGGCGACGUCGUUUUGACGGUGCAUUGCAAAGAGCAUGAAAGGUUUGUUCGCAAGGACGACGACUUGUUUGUCAAGCACAAGAUCCCGUUGGUGGAGGCACUCUGUGGUUUUUCAAAAGUGAUCACUACCCAUUUGGAUGGAAGAGCUAUACAUUUAAGCACGCCACGGGGAAAAGUGCUUCGUCCAGGCGAUUAUCUCAAGAUUAAAGGAGAAGGAAUGCCCGUUAAAUCACGCAGCAGCUGGUUCAGCACGGGCCCGAAAAAGGGCGAUAUGUAUGUGGAGGUGGAGAUCGAAUUCCCCGAAGACAACUGGUUUUUGGAGAAAAACGACGUGAUGAAGCUUUCAAACUUGCUCCCCUCGGAUCUCAAAGACAAGGCUGGCGCACGCAAACAAAAAGUGCCCAGCGAUGCCUUGCCCGGCGCCAAUAUCCAAUAUGUGGCUGACUUCACCAUAGCCCGCAAAGAAGCCCUUCCAGACUACGAAUGUGACAAACCACAGGAGUCGGAGCACCAUCACGAAAGUGUACCCGAGUGCACUACACAGUAA
Molecule: messenger RNA, 1314 nt
Organism: Clavispora lusitaniae ATCC 42720
Lineage: Eukaryota; Fungi; Ascomycota; Pichiomycetes; Serinales; Metschnikowiaceae
Biological process (GO): protein refolding; response to heat
Cellular component (GO): cytoplasm; cytosol; nucleus
Molecular function (GO): Hsp70 protein binding; ATP binding
Source: RefSeq, a predicted model, not a curated record